GUGAACCCGAUGCCUCACAUAAGGGCAUCUUCUUCAUCUUCAAGAGUCGCUGUCGUCCGGCUGGGAGCGAAUUACUCUUCUGAUUUUCUCCUCUCCUUUGACAUAAAGAGACAACAUUGUUAUCAGAAUCUGUUCUUCACUAGCAUCGGAGGAAUUUGACUAAAUCAAGAUGCUGCUGAUCAUAGAAGCUCUUUUCAUUGUAGCUGCUCUAGGACAGGAUCGCAGAGCUGCUUUUGAAGACAGCAUAACAUUGGAUAUGGCAACAAACUCUGUUGAUGACCAGUAUUACGGCUGUAGAAAGACCAUGUCACAACUGGUGGAGGCUAAAUAUCUGGAGGAGGAAUUUGAAAACUCACCCAGUUUUAAAAAUGUUUGGAAAAAGGGUGAAAGGGUUACCAGUAAAUGGAACUUUUUCCGCAAACUAGAAAAAAAACAUAAAAUUGCCCUUUACGUGUACACUGCGAAUGAAGUAUAUGAGCAAUUCAAUAGUGACACUCGCAAUGGCAAACAAAACAGCAUGACAUACACAUGGCAUUCUCUUCACUUUCUGUUAACAGAAGCGAUACAUAUUCUGAAGGAAAAACAAAACAGGUGCUUUGAUACUUUUCGUGGUUCAAAUCGUGACUUUAAUGCGCAUGCUUUCACAAACAUUCGUUUUGGCUCAUUUACAUCUUCCUCUCUUAAUCAAAACCAGGCAGAAAAAUUUGGAGCGAAAACUUGUUUUAUAAUCCGCACAUGUGAAGGCGCUAAUGUGACAAAAUAUUCUAUGGUACAGAAAGAGGAAGAGGUGCUGAUUCCUCCAUUUGAGAAGUUUAAUGUCACCGAGGUCAAGACGAGAGCUAAUCAGCCAGAUCUCUGGUGUGAGAAAGUGUUUGUGUUGAAGAGCACUGGAAUAAGAAGUGACCUAAACUGUGCUCUAUUCAGUGAACCCACCAAGACCACAAAUAUGAAAAACAUCUCUGGUGUUUACUUUGAGAAGAUCCGGAAAAAUAAGAGACCUGAGCUGUACAGUAGCUUUCUUUAAUGUUCUGCACAUUUUUAUUUUGUAAUGUGUUUAGUUAACCUGUAGUUUGUUGUUUGCUGUUCUUGAGUCGCAGCAUUUGUC
Pimephales promelas (fathead minnow) is the source of this 1105-nucleotide messenger RNA. RefSeq names its product NAD(P)(+)--arginine ADP-ribosyltransferase 2. NCBI's taxonomy places the organism in Eukaryota, Metazoa, Chordata, Actinopteri, Cypriniformes, Leuciscidae. Gene Ontology annotation, molecular function: NAD+ poly-ADP-ribosyltransferase activity; NAD+-protein-arginine ADP-ribosyltransferase activity. The record is from RefSeq and is a predicted model, not a curated record.